GCCUUCCUCCAGAGUUCAACCAAGACACCUACGCCGCGACCGCUGAAGGGCGGCGGUAAUCCACGCGCAGUGCAGAAGCCCCUGGUACUCCUUUUCAGCCGCAAUCUUGACUACUUCACACCUUUCAUGGUGCCAAUGACAUUUGAGGCCCUAAUUCACGAGGCUCUCGGAGUCGACAACGGCAAGUUUUACGAUUCAUAA
Molecule: messenger RNA, 201 nt
Organism: Dibothriocephalus latus
Lineage: Eukaryota; Metazoa; Platyhelminthes; Cestoda; Diphyllobothriidea; Diphyllobothriidae
Source: the annotation of a GenBank genome assembly